AUGGUCCAAACGCCCACAUCACAUUUGACCCUUUCUCAUCAUCAUCGGGAAGACAACAACAACUCCUCGACUCAGGUCGAUGACCCACAACGCUCACAAUCUACCACCACACCAAUGACAACAUCCUCUCAUUCCGUACUAACAAAUGGUGGGAACAUCAUCUCGAGGACUAGUGGUAUUCAACCAUCAACAACAACAAUUCCUUCCCAACCACAACAACAACCAUUCGCACAAAUGAACAACCACCACCACAACAACAACCACAACAGCCUUUCGCAAAUCUCAUCAUCAACCUUUUCAACUCUUCCAUCAUCGUUCCCAACGUUCAUGAAUCAACAACAACAACAACCUCUAUUGAUCAUACCAUCCAUCUAUUCAUCUCCUUCCAACUCCACCACUGCACCACCACUACCAACACCACCUUCCAAUCGUUUACACUUUUAUGAAGAAAAUUCAAAUAAGAAGAAACGAAAAUCAUCCACUCCUCACCAUGAUGAUGUCCAACAACAAGAAAAAAAGCUAAAAUCAUCCACAACAACAACAACAACAACAUUGAAUCAACAACAGCGCUGUUGGACUCUUGGUAUUCUUCCAACUCAAGUCCUCUUUGAAAUCAUGUCCUAUCUAACCAAGACUGAGUUAUUACGAAACGUUGGAAAAGUCUCAAAACAUUUCCAUAGAACCAGUCGAUGUAAUUUAUUGUGGAAAUUUGAAGACAUCUCAAAGAUUUUUCCAAAACUUGUUUCCAUGCAAGCUUUGGUAAUGUUUCAUUGUCAAGUCUUUGGAAUGUAUCAUUCAGUAUCACCUUUUGAGCAAGUAGUGCUUCACUCUAUUGAUGAAUGUGCUCUCCAUUCGUUUCUUUCUAUUUUCGUACAUUUGAAAAAGAUUAAAAUUAUGAAUCGAAUCAAUCCAAUGAAUCCUUCCAUCCUAAUGGAUCAACAACAAACAUGUAAAUUGAAAUCUGAGGCUGUACUCAAAAUGUCUCAAACAUUUAGAGCUCUCAUUGAUGUUGAUAUCAGUGCUAUGGAUUUGGUAGAGAUUGAACCAAUACUUGCUGCUCUGUCCAAUCGACUUGAACAUUUAAAUUUAGAUCAUGUGAAAGUGGUCACUUUUGAUCAUGUUCACUUUCUAUUGAGUCAUUGUAAAAAUUUGAAAACACUCAAAUGCCAUCACACACCUCGAUUCUCUGUUACGAGUGAUCAAUUGAAACAACUCUCUCUGGAUAAUAAGGCAAAGAAUUUGACAACAUUGGUGAUUCGAUUUCUCAAUGUUGAUUCCAUUGAUCACAUCUCUCUCUUUACAAAAUCAUUUCUCAAGUUGAAAUUUUUAUGGAUUUCAAACUGGAAUGAUAUGAAUGCAAUCAUGCUCUCUCAAGUCAUGAAUGAUUUACAAUUUCUUGAAACUCUUAGAAUUGAAUGCUCUGAAAAUACAAUGAUAUCUCAACCCAUUACUCUGAACAAUCCAAACCUCUCAAGUUUAUCCAUUUCUAAGGUUAAAAAACUCUCUAAUUUAUUAAUUGGUCCAAAUGCUUGCAAAAAGUUCUCUCUCAUUCGAUUUGAAUCGAUAUCCAAUUUAGAUUUACCAAUUAUUGAGAAUGAAUUCACAACGAUUGAAUCCUUUGUGGUAAGAUCAUCCUCUCUAAACAUUUUUCAGACGGAUCGAGUGAUGACUGCUUUGGAUCGUUGUGAAAAGUUAGACAUUUUAGAUUUACAAAGUACAACUACUCAAUUCACAUUGACUUCUAAAAUGUUGACCAAUGUUCAAAUGUUUAUGUGUGAUCAAUUGAGUUCAAUCAAAUUCAACAAGUGUUCUCAACUCUCCACAGUGAGUAUUGAUGCAUGUGAACAGUUAACAGAGUUAGAGAUGUGUGAAGUUCCAAAAUUAACCGAACUUGUUCUCUUCAAAAUACCAUCAGAGAGUCAUCCAAUACUUCACACUCUCAAAAUUGAUUCUGGAGAAUUGUUCACCAAUCUUCAAAUCUCUCGUUGUGUGAAUUUGAGAAAUCUCAAUCUGAAUUGUCCAAAUUUGAGUUGCAUCAAUCUCACGGAUUGUAAAAUUUUAGAAAAUAUUAAUUUGAAUGGAAUGAAAAAACUCACCAAAGUUGCCAUCUCACUCUCCGUCUAUCCACGUGAUCAAAUGACGAACUUGUUCAACUUUUUUAACAAUGUUGAAUAUUUGAGUAUUUCCAAUGCUAACCAUUUGAAUGAUCAUGUGUUGAGUGAAUACAUGAGUCGUGCUCACAAUUUACAAGCAUUGGUACUCUCACAUUGUCAUGGACUUGUAUCUCCUUGUAUGAUCAAUCAUAGCAUUAAGGGUAUGCAAUUGUUGAAUAUGAAUCGAUUAGAGAAUGUUCAAGUGAGUAGUGAUUCACUCUCCAAGUUCUUUUUGAGAAAUGCUCCCAAUGUGAGAGGUGAUUUACAAUUAGAAACACCUAAAUUGAGAUUGAUUCAAGUUCAGAAUUGUCCUCUCCUUCCAUCAGUCACUUUAUUGAGAGGUGGUGGUGGUGGUAUUCAGAGUGGUAUUCAGAGUGGUAUUGGUAGUAGUGAUGGUGGUAGUGAUGGUUGUAACAGUUGGAUGAGUCGUAGUAGCAGUGGAAGCAAUUCUUCUCAUCAUCACCACCAUGAAGUGAUUCAUCAAGCCCACUUUGAAGCAUGUCCAUCUCUGAAUCAUUUCAAGUUUAAAGCACUUUUAUCAGAAAUUGAUUUUCACAAGUACAAACUUGUGAUUGAAGACUAUUUGAUGAAAGAUUGUUCGAAUCAAUUUUCUGGAUUCUUCAUGACGAGUCUCAAUGAUCCUCAUACCAUGAUCCCUAUGCACAUGCAGAGAAGUAUGAAACCAUCUUCUUCACAACUCGUGUUUCAUGAACAACAACAACACACCAAAUCAUCCCAUAAUAGGAGUAGUAAUAGUAGUGGUUGUUAUUUACAAUUACCACCAUCAACAACAAGUAUGAUGCAUCAUCACAUGGUCGUCACUCAACAACAUCCAAUUAUUUUACAACCUCUUCCUUCCUCAACGAAUCUUCAAAGAUUUCCAUCUUCUACACCACCAACCAUGCUUCCCUCCUUCGUACCAACAACAAAUCCGCCAAAAGAACAAAUAAUUCUCUCUUUUAACCCUUCUUCCAAUCUUCCAUCCAUUGUGAUCUCAAGCUUUGAAUAA
This is a messenger RNA of Naegleria fowleri, 3162 nucleotides long. RefSeq lists its product as uncharacterized. Gene Ontology annotation, cellular component: SCF ubiquitin ligase complex. The transcript has a single exon. Gene Ontology annotation, biological process: SCF-dependent proteasomal ubiquitin-dependent protein catabolic process. NCBI's taxonomy places the organism in Eukaryota, Heterolobosea, Eutetramitea, Acrasida, Naegleriidae. The coding region runs from base 1 to 3162 and encodes 1053 amino acids. The record is from RefSeq and is a predicted model, not a curated record. Gene Ontology annotation, molecular function: protein binding.